Messenger RNA from Megalops cyprinoides (Indo-Pacific tarpon), 1228 nucleotides. It is a transcript of the gene prmt6, whose product is annotated as protein arginine methyltransferase 6. The coding region runs from base 40 to 1086 and encodes 348 amino acids. Gene Ontology annotation, biological process: peptidyl-arginine methylation. The transcript has a single exon. NCBI's taxonomy places the organism in Eukaryota, Metazoa, Chordata, Actinopteri, Elopiformes, Megalopidae. The record is from RefSeq and is a predicted model, not a curated record. Gene Ontology annotation, molecular function: protein-arginine N-methyltransferase activity.
UUCUUGAACUGAGGAAGGGGUGUCAGUAAAGCAAAAAAAAUGUCCCAUCUCACAAAGAAAAGGAAGUUAGAUAAAAGUAUUCAGGAUAACUUAUAUUUCGAUAGUUAUGCUGAUGUGACCAUCCACGAAGAAAUGAUCGCAGACAGUGUGCGCACGAAUACGUACAGAACGGGAAUUUUGCGGAACAGUAGCACCAUUCAGGGAAAAGUCGUUCUGGAUGUUGGCGCAGGAACAGGGGUCCUCAGCAUAUUUUGUGUGCAAGCUGGAGCAAAAAAGGUGUACGCAGUUGAAGCAAGUUCAAUCGCGGAUCAAGCAACUGAAAUAGUCAAACUGAAUGGUAUGGAAGACAGAAUUGAAAUCAUUAAAGGUACGUUGGAGACAAUCGAUCUGCCAGAGCCCGUGGAUGUCAUUGUCAGUGAAUGGAUGGGGUACGCUCUGCUCCAUGAAUCUAUGCUGAACUCUGUGCUUUUUGCGCGCGACAAAUGGUUAAAACCUGGAGGCCUCAUUUUACCCAAUAAGGCAGAACUUUACAUUGCACCAAUAAAUGAUUUGGUGGUGGAGGAUCGGUUAAAUUUCUGGAGUACAGUGAAAGACCAGUACGGUGUGGACAUGUCCUGUAUGUCUGACUUUGCCAGAAAGUGCAUCAUGAACAACGAUAUCACCGUAAACUUAGUGACGGUAGAGGAUGUGCUGUCCCACCCUUCCAAAUUCGCCCAGUUAGAUCUCCACACGGUGACGGAGGAGCAACUGAAACGCGUGCAAGGUAACUUCAGGUGCGAGUGUUUCGGUUCCUCCACUGUGAACGCCCUCUGCGUGUGGUUUACGGUGACUUUCCCGGGAGAAGAGAAACCCCUCGUCCUAUCAACCUCCCCGUUCAACCCGGAGACUCACUGGAAGCAGGCAGUGUUGUAUCUACACGAGCCUGUAGAUGUGAUUCAGGACACGAAGAUCGAAGGAGAGAUAACCAUGUACCCGUCUGAGGAGAGCUCCAGACAUAUAUGCAUCCACGUGGACUACAGUAUAGGAGACCUCAAAAAGAAAUCCAAGACUUUUUCAAUCCCUGACGGCUAUACAGAUGCUCAGUGAAUAGUAUUUUCAAAAGUGUUUUUACUCUAAAUAUCCAUUUAAAUGAUGGAUGGAUGUGUAUUGUAAAACGUUUGACAAUGCAGCAUUGCCCCAUUAAAGAGUUAUUGAACAGCAGAUGAUUUGGUACAUUAUGUUCAUGAGA